AUGAAGCGCUCGUUUCAAAACUUGUACCCAAUGUCUGAAAUUGUCAACGACAUCACUUUUGUCACGGACAAUGGACUUGUUGCUAGUGAAGCCAUUGCGACAAGUAGACGAGCGUGGAAGCGCAGAGUCUUUUGUCCCAGUAUACCUUCUGCUGUUCAAAUCAAGUCGACAUUUCUGCCUUGUACAACCCACCUCACAUAUUCACAGAUGCCAUCGCUACCGUGUCAAUGGAGAUGUGGCAAUUUGGAGACUGCAUUAAAGGAGGAAGCGUUAUUGUGUCUUGUUCUUUCAUUCCUUAAUGUACGUGAGCAUCAAAUCAUUCGACAAACGAAUCGAUCGUGGCAACGUCGUGUGCAAACGUUGGUUUUAGAUCGACUAGACUUGUCAUACUUCACCUCGCCAGUAUGUACUCACACGCUUGAUCGAGCAUGCCAAGGAGUGUUAGCAAGCUACAGUCGCAUUCGCCGACUUGAUCUAUCGGGUCAGCGUGCCCUUGUAGACCGAGAUUUGCUCGUGCUUACCUCAUGCUUCUGGUCUCAUUUGGAAGAAAUUGUCGUAGAUGAUUGUCAGGAGAUUUCUGAUUUUGGGUUGCUUGCUGUACUCAAUGCCCAAUCACUUCGACUGCGUUCUGUGUCUGUGCGCCGGUGCAAACGAGUGAUUGGUGACCUAUUUUUCACGCAACAUUCGCCAUUGCAUCAACUUACAGGCUCCCACCCAUCUCUUACUACUCUCAAUCUUGACGACACAAACGUCACUUAUGCCUUUAUUUCUCGCGUUGAAGCUCAUUUUCCGAUGCUCCAACGUUUAAGUGCAUUGCAUACACCAGCACAUCGAACGUUUUUCCAGCAAAUUCCAGUACUGAACUCUCUUCUGCGUGAAAUGCAGUUGCUUGUAAGCAAUGAACUUGACGAAUUGGUUUUGUCACCCGUUAUUCUUGACGAGUUUACCAAGUGGCGGUUGAGUCGUCAUGGAAAUAAAGUGGGAGUUUUUGAACGGACAAUAGUAGCGAACGGUCUGCAAGCAUUGCUUGACGUCCCCUUGCUUUUGACAAGCACCGAAGAUUCUACUGAUGAUAUUGAAGGCGAAAAUUCGGUAUUGAUCUCACUUUUGCUUCAUGCGUGCGUACGUGGAAAAAUUCGAUUGCUGUCAAGUAUUUUAGCAGUAGGACGCAACGGCAUUGCGUUUGACUUGGAAAAUACGGAUGCUGACGGCCAUUCACCUUUAAGUCUUGCGGUUUCCAAUGGAUUUGUUGAGGCCACACGGAUGCUUUUACAAGCUGGAAGUAACAUCGAAACUCGAUCAUUGAGCUUAGUGACUCCUCUCUAUCGGGCCAGUGAACAUGGUUGGGAUGGUUUAGUAGACAUGCUACUAGACGCUAAUGCACGAAGGGAUUGUAGUACGACAGGGGGUGCAACUGCGUUGUGUGUUGCUGCUAAGAAUGGCCAUCGGUCGACUGUUCUACGACUUUUGGCUGCUGAAAAGCAAGCUGAAGAUGAAGUACAAGUUCGAGGUCGAUGCAAUAAGUAUCAGCUAGUUCAAGCACUAUUUCUUGCAUGCGAGGGUGGCCACUUGUUUGUGGUCUCUGAUCUUUUGCUACUUACUGAGCUUAAUGCAAAUGUUCUUAUGAACGACAAUGUAUCUCCACUUUACUUGGCAUGUCAAAUGGGAUAUGAAGACAUUGUGUUGUUACUACUGGAACGUGGAGGUAAUCCUUCUUUUCAACGUCCACAAGGCGGUGUGUCUUGUCUGUAUAUUGCAGCUCAAGAAGGACAUAAUGAGAUUGUACGAAUGUUAAUUCUUGCUGGAGCUAACGUGAAUGCUAAAAUGAACGAUAUGUCCACUGCGCUACAUAUUGCGGCGCGUAUGGGUAGAAAAACUGUGUCGCAAACGCUGCUGAGUUACGGAGCACGUCUAAACGAUCAAACAAGAUCGGGAUUGACAGCUUUAUAUAUUGCAAGUGAGGAAGGUCAUACAGAGCUAGUUCAGUGUCUAUUAAAUUUAGGAGCAGCUCGUGAUAUUCAGACAUCUAGUGGUGCUACAGCCUUGUUUGCAGCUGUUCAUCGUGGCCACAAUUCGGUCGUGGAAAUGCUGUUACUUCAUGGUGCAAAUACUUCAGUGUCAAAAUAUAACGGUGCGAGCCCAUUAGAUGCUGCAGUUAUGGUAGGCAAUACCAAUAUCGCACGACUGCUUUUACGCUUUGGUGCACGCGUGGGAGGGUUGGCUUUGCACUUUGCGGAGCGCCGACAAAAUAUUGGAAAUCUACAUGCUCUGCUACAAGCAAGUUACUCGAGUCAACAGCUUUUUCAAGCCAUUGAAACGAGAAACCAAUCUACACAUACUUUAAUUGCUCCAACGAAAGUAGAUUCGAAGCACGGAAAAACAUUUGGUAGCGUAUGA
Plasmopara halstedii is the source of this 2397-nucleotide messenger RNA. RefSeq names its product Ankyrin. Gene Ontology annotation, molecular function: protein binding. The coding region runs from base 1 to 2397 and encodes 798 amino acids. NCBI's taxonomy places the organism in Eukaryota, Oomycota, Peronosporomycetes, Peronosporales, Peronosporaceae. The transcript has a single exon. The record is from RefSeq and is a predicted model, not a curated record.